Molecule: messenger RNA, 1776 nt
Organism: Ahaetulla prasina
Lineage: Eukaryota; Metazoa; Chordata; Lepidosauria; Squamata; Colubridae
Gene: SNCG
Product: synuclein gamma
Exons: 5
Coding region: 983-1363 (126 amino acids)
Biological process (GO): synapse organization; chemical synaptic transmission; synaptic vesicle endocytosis
Cellular component (GO): cytoplasm; axon terminus; neuronal cell body
Molecular function (GO): cuprous ion binding
Source: RefSeq, a predicted model, not a curated record
CCCUUAAUAAUCUUUUCUGCAAAUUUCAAGAUCAGGAAGAUGUUCCUAAAUGGCUUGCAGACAGUCAUGCUGGAUGGCUACCUAUCCUAGGUAUGGCCUGCUCCAUUAAUAAGGUAAGAAGUGUAUUUGAGUUAAACCACACUCAAAUGUUCUUGGGAGAGCUGAUAUUUUUUGAUAAGUUACUGUAUAAAAGAAAAGAAAGGCAUAUUUUAAUAUAGAUUUUUUUUAAGCAAAACAAAAAACUCAAUUUCAUAUUCCUUUUCUUUACAUAGUAAUUUAUUCUCUAUACAUGCAUGCAUCCAUACAUCCAUCCAUACAUACAUGUGUAUGUUCAUACACACAAAUUUAUUUCAGAUAACUCUUAUUUGUUUGAGGUUCACAAAGAGCCACCUUGCAGCAAAAGGCUGGCUAAAUUAAACCCUCACUGAAAAGUGUGAGGGUUGGAUGGUUUUUGGUCUUCUUUCUCUGCCACUUUUCCCCUUUUGAUCUCCCACUUGCCUUCCUGGGAGAUAUUUGCUUUAAAAAGUGGGAAAAUGAAAAGCUUUGGGCAGCUAAACGUUUCCUCUCCUGCUGCAAAGGGUUUGUAGAAUAUGUGACCUUGAGUAAGCAUUGCUGCAGCUCUUUAAAGGACAUCUAAACAUCUUCUGGAGCUUUUCCAAACCAAGCCUCUCACUUACCUUGGUACUCUCCUCCUCCUCCCCCCCCUCCCUUUUGCCUGCUGCUUCUCUCUCUAAAACCUUACAGGCAAAUCCAUGCCAUUAAUAUUUCAGCAUCUGUGUCUCGCAGGCAUUGGCUGUCCUCUGGUGUGUUGCCUCAAUAAGAGAGCCAGGAAGGACGAGCCACUCACCCAGCCCUGCAUCUGGCAACUGGCAGAGAAGGAAGAGCAGGAGUGUCUCCAGGAGAAGAGGCUGCAGAGAAGCAGGCAGAAAACUCCCAUCAUCAGCAACGCUAUUACCAAGGCCAGCCAGCCAGCCAGGACACCAUGGAUGUCUUUAAAAAGGGCUUCUCCAUUGCAAAGGAGGGAGUGGUGGCCGCAGCUGAGAAGACCAAGCAGGGAGUCACCGAAGCAGCUGAGAAGACGAAAGAAGGGGUGAUGUACGUAGGCACAAAAACCAAAGAAGGAAUGGUGCAAAGUGUCACUUCUGUUGCUGAGAAGACCAAAGAACAGGCCAAUCUCGUGGGAGACAGUGUGGUGGCCAGCGUGAACACAGUGGCAAAGCAAACAGUGGAAGGAGCAGAGACGGUUGUAACCACCAGUGGUCUGGUCAGCAAGGAGGAACUUCAUCCAGAUCAACACGAAGACCAGCCUGCUGGGGUUGGAGAAGACAUCCCGGUGGAAGCCACAGAGAUUGAAGGAAAUUAACCUUCUCCAGAACUUCUACUACAUUGUGAAAAGCGAGAGGACCAGGAAUAAUGCAGGCCUAUUAAAGGAUGCAAACAGCAGGGAAAUCUCCUAUUCUUAAGCUAACUUCAUGCAGCACGACAAAUGCUCACCUAUCUUAAGUCUCACCUAUCCUAGCUGGGUGGCAAAACUCUCGAUUGUACGAUUGUACGUUUUAGGGCAAUUCUGUGUGUCUCCCUUUGUGUCUCUUUUGUGGCUUCCUUCUUUGCCCAUCUUUGAGCCUUCCAAAGUGUGGUUUCAGAGCCAUUUCAUACCCUUGUGGUUGUAAUCACUGAUUCAUGUCUUUCGGCUCAUUAGCAGCAGCACUUGAUUUCUCUAAGAAAGGGUGGACAUGUUUUUUUUUUUUUAAGAGACAAAAUAAAAUCUUGUUUCAG